GACGCAUUGAGCCGUCAAGGUUUCCUGCUCAAUCGGACACUGGCGUGCCUCGACAUCCAUGCUUUCUCUCCAUCCUACCAUCUAUUUUCAACCUUUCCCCUUGUUUCUGUACGCGAUACGACGGGGGCUAAGUACGAACGGGGCAACUUCUCCCAGACGAGUCUAAAACCACGUUUGCGACUACUGCGGAUCCAUCGACGUCCAUUCGACGAGCACACUACCUUAGCUUUGAGACAACAUCCACACACACGCCAUUCUUGCCACACAAGAUUCCCACACACGGCACUAGACCACCUUCCUUUUCGAAACUCGCCAUCAAACCGGCUGCUGUAUACAUAUCUGGCACCUUCGUCCAGGUCAUUAAGCUCCCUUCCGAUCUCGUCUGCUUUGCUCGUUUGUUCUCAAUUAUCCAUCUCUCGACCUUCACUCUUUGGGAGUUUGUCAUUCGUUACGAGCUACGGCCGCCAUUGUCUGCUCUUACUGCCAGACUGUCCCUGGCACUAACAGAACGUGCAUAACUGCAAUCUCACAGAAGCCGACGAACUCCACGACAUUCUUGUUAGGAAUAGUCCAUUGACUUAACCCAACGCUUCACUUGCACCUGUCGACCACACAAACAAUAUGAAUAUCACCAAAAAGUUCGACCGCGCCUUUCAAUGGGCCGGCGAAAAGAUGGGUGCCGAGCAAAAGACGACUAUGUCUGAGGACUUCAAGCAGCUGGAGAUGGAGAUGGCACUUCGCUUUGAAGGCAUGGACCGACUGCAAAAGUCUAUGAACCUCUAUGUCAAGUGGCUUGGCCGUCGCUGCGACUCGUACGAAGACAAGGACAAGUCCAUUCCCACCACUUAUCUCGGAAAGACUAUGAUCGGACAUGGCGAAGACUUUGCAUCCGACUCUGAAUUCGGAAGCUGCCUUAUCUCAAUGGGCCGUGCCAAUGAGAGGAUUGGGCAGUUCCAGGAGACCUUCGUCGGUGAGGCGACAACUACGUGGCUUGAGUCUCUCGAGAGGUCUCUAGCCAUGAUGAAGGAGUACCAGGCUGCUCGUAAGAAGCUCGAGAGCCGGCGUCUGGCCUACGAUGCAACGGCGACCAAGAUCCAAAAAGCACGUCGUGAUGACUUCCGUAUCGAGGAAGAGCUUCGGGGCGCCAAGGCCAAGUACGAAGAAGCCUCCGAAGAUGUCGGCCGCAGAAUGCAGGAUAUCCGCGACAGCGAGGUCGAUAGCGUCCGCGAUUUGACCCAAUUCCUUGACGCCGAGCUCGAAUAUCACGAAAGAUGCGCCGAUGAGUUGCGUAGGGUGCGCCAAAGCUGGGCCGGUGGUGCUAUCUCCUCCUCUAACGGUAUGAGCGGCUAUGGUGCUGGCCUCCAACGGCGACCAACUGCUUCCAGCGGUGACGGUAGAAGCAGGCCAAGCACCGCACAAAGCUUUACCGAUCGCUUGUCCCGUACCAACAGCCGCAACGUUUACGACGAGCAAGAGGUUGAGACCGAGGCACCGCCCGUGCGUAUGCCUAUCCGCAGCGCCGUUUCUCGGGCUCCUCUGUCUGUGCAGUCGCAGAACCAGCAAGUCGAUGCCGGACCGCGUCCCGUCAUUGGCAGGUCCAAUACUGUUGCCUCCUUCCUGGGCGGGACGAACUUGGAGCGCGAGCGCAUCGGAGGUCGUAUCUCUGGUACUGGAUCCGGGACCACCCCGCCCGGUUCAACCUAUGGAGUUAACCAAAACGUGCCUAACGUGAGCAGCCUACGUGGCCAGCUGCGCCCCGUCAGCCGGAUUGCAACGAAUGACAAUGUAUUUGCAGACCGGGACGAUGACAACACCAGCGACACGGGAAGUCCAGACAACUGGUGUACCCGCAGCGCGAGCCCGGCUACAAGUAUUGGGAGCUUGACAAGGACAACCAGCAAUACGGUGGUCAACAACGGCUUGGGAGUUCGUAAGGCUCCUCCUCCACCGCCUCCUUGCCGUUCCAAGAAGCCUCCUCCGCCGGUGCCUGCUAGGCGGGAUCUCGGAUCCACAUACUAGAUGUACCAGGACCGGGCAUGAAUGGCAUCGCUCUUAAGAUUGAGUUGAGACGUUAGGCAGGGUCAAUCAUCAGUCCGGGUGUAUAGGCAGGCAUAAAUAUUGACAUUGCAACUGGCAGGCGUUUGGGCGUAAAGUAUACAAUAGGGUUGGGCUGUAAUGCCAUGAAUGGUUAGCAUUUUCAUUUUUGUGGACAGGAGCCACGAUUUCGUGCAGCGGUCAUCGAACGAGUAAACGUGGGGGUUUGAACCUAGUAUUUCCUUUGGGAUGCAAAAACAGUAGAAAUUAAAAAGUCGAGGUAUCUGAUAUCAAAAACAAUGAUGAUUUGUUUGACGAUGGUGAGGAGAAAACGAAGAGGAUGUGGCACAUAUGAUGAACAAACACGUCGUAAC
Neurospora crassa OR74A is the source of this 2408-nucleotide messenger RNA. RefSeq names its product BAR domain-containing protein. The transcript has 3 exons. Bases 622 to 2019 code for a protein of 465 amino acids. The record is from RefSeq and is a predicted model, not a curated record. Gene Ontology annotation, molecular function: protein binding. NCBI's taxonomy places the organism in Eukaryota, Fungi, Ascomycota, Sordariomycetes, Sordariales, Sordariaceae. Gene Ontology annotation, cellular component: cytoplasm.